AUGAAGACCUUCUUGGUUGUCAUCCUCGCUGUCCUGGCUGUCUGCCCUUCGGCUUUCGGCACACAAUGCAAUGUAAACCCGGUCAAUAUACCAAAAAAUUGGAUCACGAUGACUCAUGGCUGCCGUGACAGUGUUCGUCGUCAAAUACAGCUUGAAGUGGCUGCGUCGGUUCAGUACCUGGCUAUGGGAGCCUACUUCUCAAAGGAUAGCGUGAACAGGCCAGGUUUCGCUAAGCUGUUCUUCGACGCCAGUUCUGAAGAACGGGAGCAUGCUAUGAAGCUGAUUGAAUAUCUGCUGAUGAGAGGAGAACUUACUAACAGUGUGUCUUCGCUUAUCACUAUUAGGCCCCCAGAACACAAGCACUGGGUCAGCGGCCAGGAAGCUCUAGAGCAUGCCUUGAAGAUGGAGACAGAAGUCACAAAGGCCAUCAAGAAUGUUAUCAUCAAGUGUGAGAACGAUAGAGACGGUACCGGGGAAGGAAACAAUGAUUAUCAUCUUGUUGAUUACUUGACCGGAGAGUUCCUUGAAGAGCAGUACAAGGGCCAGAGGGACCUCGCUGGUAAAGCCAGCACCCUCAAGAAGAUGAUGGACCGCCACUCAGCACUCGGAGAGUUCAUCUUUGAUAAGAAACUCCUUGGUAUCGACAUCUAA
Molecule: messenger RNA, 651 nt
Organism: Danaus chrysippus (African queen)
Lineage: Eukaryota; Metazoa; Arthropoda; Insecta; Lepidoptera; Nymphalidae
Source: the annotation of a GenBank genome assembly